Molecule: messenger RNA, 3418 nt
Organism: Dioscorea cayenensis subsp. rotundata (Guinea yam)
Lineage: Eukaryota; Viridiplantae; Streptophyta; Magnoliopsida; Dioscoreales; Dioscoreaceae
Product: protein DWARF 53-LIKE-like
Exons: 3
Coding region: 58-3282 (1074 amino acids)
Molecular function (GO): ATP hydrolysis activity; ATP binding
Source: RefSeq, a predicted model, not a curated record
UUUAAAAAUAAAUGUGUUUUAUUAUUAUAUUGCGACACUAAAACGCGACGUCCGGCGAUGCCGACGCCGGUGGCCAGUGCGCGGGCAUGCCUCGCCGGAGAUGCAGUGCGGGCGCUCGAUGACGCGGUGGCCGUCGCACGGAGGCGGGCGCACGCGCAAACGACCUCGCUGCACGUCGUCUCCGCGCUACUCUCCCCGUCCUUCUCAUCGGCGUUGCUUCGUGACGCGCUGGCGCGGGCGCGCAGCGCCGCCUACUCACCGCGCUUGCAGUUCAAGGCUCUGGAGCUCUGCUUUGGGGUGGCGCUUGAUCGGUUAUCGUCGGCGCACCCGCCUCCGGCGGAGCCGCCGGUGUCGAACUCGUUGAUGGCGGCUAUCAAGAGGUCGCAGGCGAACCAGAGACGUAAUCCGGAUACGUUUCAUCUGUAUAAUGGAGCGGCGGCGGCGGCGGCAGGGGGGACGACGGCGGCGGCAGUGGUGAAGGUGGAGCUCCAGCAGAUGGUGAUGGCGAUUCUCGAUGAUCCGGUGGUGAGUCGGGUGUUCGGCGAGGCUGGAUUCCGGAGCUAUGAUAUCAAGCUCGCUGUGCUUCGGCCACCGUCUCCGAUCCUUCGAUUCCCUCGCUCUGCUCGAUGCCCCCCACUCUUUCUCUGCAAUUUCGACUCCCCCGAUGCCGGCGAUGAAAAUUGCCGCCGAAUCUGCGAGAUCCUCUCCAAAACCACCGCCAAUAACCCGAUUCUCGUCGGCGUUGGUGCCUCUGACGCCGCGCGCGACUUCACCCGUGCUUUGGAGCUACGAAACCCUAACGUCCUCCCUCCUGAGCUUCAAGGCGUGAAGACGGUGAGUCUUGAGAAAGGGAAUGAAGGGGAUCUGGAGGAGAUGGUAAGGAAUUCGGAGGGGAAGGGUUUGGUGUUGACUGUGGGGGAUCUGAAGGGUUUGGUUGAGGAUGAGGGGAGCAGCAGCAGCCUCGUGGUGGCGGUGACGAAGGUGAUGGCUGAUCGGAAGGCGGCGGCUAGGGUUUGGAUCAUGGGGUGGUCGGCGACGUAUGAGAUGUAUAUGAAGUUGUUAUCAUUGCAUCCUUCUCUUGAUAAAGCUUGGAACUUGCAACUGCUCCCCAUUACUUCACUGAAGAAUGGGAUUGGGAGCUUCAACACAAGACCUCAAAGCUUGAUGGAGUCAUUUGUUCCAUUUGGUGGAUUUUUUCCCUUGGCAUAUGAGUCGAAGAGUUCAUUGAGCAGUCAGUACCAAUCUAUUCCUCGGUGUCAACUCUGUAAUGAAAUGUAUGAGCAAGAGGUAGCUGCCAUGAUGAAGACAUAUUCUGCGCAAGGCGAGGAGCAAGACAAAUCAAAUUUGCCUUCUUGGCUUCAAAGUGCCGAAACUGGUAACAUUGAGAAAGGAUUGCAUGGUGCAGAGGCCAAAGAUGGUAAUGCAAUGUUGAAUGCUAAUGUUGAGGAUUUGCAGAAGAAGUGGAAUGAUAACUGCAAACGCCUUCACCGUGGGUUCCCAAUGCCAGAGACGGAUAGCUCCAGAUUACCCCCUCACUUGACCAGUCUUCGUUGUGUUCCUGAUAAGGGGAUUGCUGGUUGUCAGUGCAGUAAUACUACAGUGAAUCAAAAACAAAGCGGCCGGGAUAGUAAACUUCCAAUCUCAGAUGACUUGGAAAUUGCUUCAGCUAGCUCCUCUGUUUCAGUGGCAGUUACAUCUGGAACAAAAGACAACUUCCUAUCUAGGCUUCAGGUAAGAGUUCCAGAAAACCAACAGCUUCGGAUAGAUGAAUGUCGUUCUCAGCCAGGUACUCAAUCAGAUCUCGUACCUGAUGACCGUGCUUCACCUUCUGUGACCUCUGUGACAACAGAUUUGGUUCUGGGAACCCCUCGUGAGGUUUCUCAAACGCAGAAGGAACGCUUGCAGGACUUCUCUGAGUAUUCACCAUCCAAGAGGGUGGAUUCUUAUGCUUGUUCUCCAGUUUCCCGGGCAAAGGUUACGAGCACCAUAACCCGUGGAGUGUCUCCUUUUGAGAAAUUCAGCCAGAAUGCUUCUAGUGUGCGCCAACAGUCUGAUCCUACAGAUUACAAGGCAAUUUUACAAAGUCUCAUCGAUAGAGUAGGUCGGCAAGAAGAAGCUAUAUGUGCUAUUACUCAAGCCAUCCUCCGGUGUAAAACAGGUCCUGAAAGACUUCGAGGUGCAAGCCUGAAGGGAGAUAUUUGGUUAAGUUUUCUUGGACCUGAUAAGGUGGCAAAGCAAAGGAUUGCAGUUGCUCUCUCUGAGUUAAUGUUCGGCAGUAUGGAAAACUUCAUUCACAUGGACCUUAGUGUCCAAAACAGUGUUGUGCGGCCAAAUGUGAUCUGUGACCUGAAAUACAUUAAUGGCUAUGAUAUCAAGUUCAGAGGAAAGACGAUCACUGAUCACAUUGCUGCAGUGGUUAGCAAGAAGCCAUGGUCAGUCAUAUUCCUUGAAAAUGUGGACAAAGCUGAUUUCCUUGUUCAAAAUAGCUUAUCUCAGUCCAUUCAGACCGGCAAAUUCUCUGAUUCCAAUGGGAGGGAAUUCAGCAUUAACAAUGCCAUCUUCAUCACAACCACAAAAACAGCUCACUGUAGAACCUUUUAUUCAAACAAAGAAGUUGCUAAUUUUUCUGAGGAAAGGAUUCUCGCAGCUCAGCGAUGGCAAAUGAAAAUUCUUAUAGAUCCCCUCCAUGAGACGGUUUCUUCUAGUAAGCAAGCAUCGGUGUUUGUAACAAAGCGUAAACUGGAUGCUUUGGAUGAAUGCAGAGAUCAGCUUGCGUUUGAGAAUUCUCCAAAACAAGCUCGCAAGUCAUGCAACACAUUCCUUGACUUGAAUCUACCUGUGGAGGAGUUUCUAAACUCCGACACGAACUCUAUCAACACCGACGAAAAUAACUCGCUCUCUGAGAAUACAGAGGCGUGGAUCGAUGAGUUCUUCGAGCUAAUGGAUGAAACAGUGAACUUCAAGCCUUUCGACUUCGAUGCUCUAGUGGAUUGUGUACUAAAGGAGAUCACUAGAAACUUUAAUAGAAUAAUGGGUCCAGAAUGUAUUCUGGAGAUCGAUAUAAAAGCCUUGGAACAGAUACUUGCAGCUACAUGGAUUCUGGAGGAUAGAACUAGCUUAAAUAACUGGAUUGAAACAGUGCUUUGCAGGAGCUUCGACGAGGCGAAACGAAGGUGCAACGUCGGCGCCCGAUUGGUUAUCAGGCUUGUUACCUGUCAAGAUACUUUCAUGGAUGAACAAGCUCCUGGAAUUCUCCUUCCUUCAAGAAUUGCUUUGAAAUGAGAUUACUGUUCCUUAAUGUUUGAUGUAAUUAUUUUUGUAUAAUAUAGCACUGCAGCAAGUGUUGUGAAAUUGAUCAUAGUGCUGUUUUUCCCAUAUUAUUAUGCAUUUUAUUAGGAUAAUCAGUAAUUUAUUUUGA